CCCCCCCCCUUUCGUUAUCCAGUUCCCUCUCAUCUCUCCCCUCCCUCUCUUGUCCAAAUCCCCCUUCGUUUCCUCUCUCCUUUUCUCUCUCUAUAGGGUUUUUUGAGGGCUAGGGUUUUCUAUGGAGAUGGGAUUCGACGCCAUGGCCAACGACGCUCCAGUGGUUCCCACGGCUGCGAGGGAAACCGGGAAGAAGAAGAGGGCGAAUAGGUCGGCGAAGUUGAAGCAGUGUAAGCUUGAUGCGAGGAGGGAGCAAUGGCUUUCUCAAGUAAAGCACAAAGACUUCAAAGACACAAGUAUGGGUACCUCUCCGACCUCACCCCUUCAGUCAAUUUCAGAGGGGAGAUCAGAAGAAAGGGGAAAGCGUCGUCAGUCUGCAGUUGCAGAUUUGGAGCAUGAUGGAUCAACUCUCCAUGACAACAGCGAUGCAGAAUCCCCGACCCACCAUCCCACUGCGAAACCUUCGAGAAAGGAGUGUCCCAAUCGUAAUAGCACUAGCAGCAGUGGGAGCAGCAGUACUGGAUCCUGCUCAAGAAGUGUCAGUGAUGCUGAGGAUGAGAACGACGAGGAGAGAGGAGAGAAGGAUGGAGGUGGCCUUGAUGACUGGGAAGCUAUGGCAGAUGCCCUCUCUGUAUCCCCCGACAAUGGGCAGGAUCAUCAGCUUAAAGCUGAUGAUUCACAGAUAACCGCAUCGAGAACAAAGCCUGUUGAUCCUUUGAAGCAGGAGCCUGAUCGAACUAUUCCUAGAGCCUGGAGACCCGAUGAUGCCUUCCGCCCUCAGAGCCUGCCUAACCUAUCGAAGCAACGGAGCUUCCCUGCUAAUAACCACCGUGGUAUUCUCUCUCGCCCACCAUCGUCAUGCCCUAUAUGCUAUGAGGACCUGGAUCUCACUGACUCGAGCUUCCUUCCAUGUUCUUGUGGUUUCCACCUAUGUCUGUUCUGCCACAAGAGGAUACUUGAGGCUGAUGGACGCUGCCCUGGGUGCCGGAAGCAAUACAGUACUGUAGCAGGAGAUGAGGAGAUUGGUGUCGUGACUGGAAUAGGGGUGCCGCCAUUAUCCUAUCGGCUCUCUCGUUCUUGUAGUAUGAGUUCCGGAUAUUAGGAUAGGGAUGAGGAGGGGAAGGCUGUGGUUUAUUUUCCUUCCCUUCUUUUUGUUGAAAGUAUGGGUCUUUUUGUGUCUGCUAAUUAAGCGUAUGUUGAACUCGUGUUUUGCUUAUAAAAGAGAGAAAUGUGAAUAUGGACAUAGGACUUGAAGCUGUGUUGGAUGGUUUCUUAGAAAGUAGGUGGGCAUAUGUGUUCUGUUCCCUCAAUGUAUUUGGGUGCUUAUAUAUGUAUUGUUGCUAUAGUGGGUGUUUGGAUGUGAAAUAGUUGGGAAGGACCAUAGAACUGUCA
Messenger RNA from Asparagus officinalis (garden asparagus), 1392 nucleotides. RefSeq lists its product as uncharacterized. The record is from RefSeq and is a predicted model, not a curated record. The transcript has 3 exons. Gene Ontology annotation, molecular function: ubiquitin-protein transferase activity. Gene Ontology annotation, cellular component: CCR4-NOT complex. Gene Ontology annotation, biological process: protein ubiquitination. NCBI's taxonomy places the organism in Eukaryota, Viridiplantae, Streptophyta, Magnoliopsida, Asparagales, Asparagaceae. The coding region runs from base 122 to 1102 and encodes 326 amino acids.